AUGAGAAGUUGCACCAAAGCAACCCUGACACUUGACCAAGAAGAAGGAGAAGAACCAGAAGAGUCCCCAGGACUCAGCACAACAAGAAUGAGCUCUUGCAGCACAAAGAGCCUGCUGCAGAAGCUAGAGAACAUCGACGAGAACACUCCUGCUGCCUGGGUACCCCUACCAUCAUCAUCGUCAUCUGCUGCACCCCCUGAGACACCCACCGAGUCCAUGGAGUUCCUAGCUAGAUCAUGGAGUCUCUCUGCCAUGGAGCUCUCCAAAGCUCUUUCCACUGGUGGCACACCACAUCAGGCACCCCCUCCUCUUCCUGGUAGUCUCCACAAGUCGGUGCCUCCAGCUCCUCCAGCUUCUUCUGCUGUUGGAAAGGAAUCUCAGUUGCCUAGUGCUGGUACUGGCAGUCCCCCUAUAUCUCCAAGAGACAGUGAAGAACUCAAGUCUGUGCAGGAGUUACUUCUACUUCAUCAAGCACUGAACCCAGAAUUCAUCUACAGUCAGCAAUUGCUCAAACAUGGGUUAUACAAGAGCAUCAUGAAGGGUAAAACGAUGGGGAGAAGGCUGAAGGAUCAUAAAGAGAGGAAGAAGCAGGAGAUCAGAACCCAUAACGCCCAAGUUCACGCAGCUGUCACUGUAGCCGGAGUGGCUGCUGCUGUCGCUGCUAUAACUGCCUCGAAUGCCAUGUCAGCAGAACUUGCAGCAGCAAAAGGCGAGACAGCGGCUUCCAAGACGCCAGCUGCAAUGGCAUCAGCGGCGGCUCUUGUGGCGUCUCACUGCAUUGAGAUAGCAGAGGACAUGGGUGCUGAACAUGAACAAAUCAUGACAGUUAUUGACUCGGCGGUCAACGUGAGGACUAACGGGGAUAUCAUGACUUUAACAGCUGGUGCAGCUACAGCUUUAAGAGCUGCUGCGACCCUGCGAGCAAGGCUGCAGAAAGGAUAUGGAGCCCCAGCACUUCCCUUGACAGAGGACAUGGAUGAAGAAGGCAAGGAGUCCAAAAUCUCAGCAGCAUUAAAAUUUGUCACCGAAGGGGAAGAACUUCUCAAGCGGACAAGGAAAGGAGCUCUACAUUGGAAGCGAGUUUCUUUCAGUAUCAGUACAACUUGUCAGGUGGUGGCUAAAAUGAAAAGCAAGCACAUGGCAGGGACAUUCACAAAGAAAAAGAAAUGUGUUGUGUUUGGAGUUCAGACUGAGGUGGCAGGAUGGCCAGGGAGGGAGACAGACGACUGCAGCGAGCAAAGAGCUUAUUUUGGGAUUAAAACAUCAGAGAGAAUAAUAGAGUUCGAAUGCUGGAGUAAAAAUGACAAGCAGAUGUGGGUUGAGGGGAUACAGCAUAUGCUCAGCUGCCGAGCUAAAGUUGCAUGAGUUCUAAAACAACAUUAUAGAGUUCCCAUUUGGAACUUCAGUGUCAUGUAUCAGAAAAACGGUCAAAGGGUUUACAGCAAUUGUUAGUCACGAAAUGUACAGGUGUUUGGGUAUAAUGGUAACAUUUCUUCCUUUAGAGGAGUUCAAAACCAUUAAUCAGAAAUGGCAAGGAAUGUUUGUUUGAUAGUUUUGGCUUAUUGGAUUAACUCAGCUGCGGCUUCAGCUCACUCCAG
Linum tenue is the source of this 1598-nucleotide messenger RNA. The record is from the annotation of a GenBank genome assembly. Lineage: Eukaryota; Viridiplantae; Streptophyta; Magnoliopsida; Malpighiales; Linaceae.